Molecule: messenger RNA, 678 nt
Organism: Miscanthus lutarioriparius
Lineage: Eukaryota; Viridiplantae; Streptophyta; Magnoliopsida; Poales; Poaceae
Source: the annotation of a GenBank genome assembly
AUGACGGGGCCAGCGGGGCGGCGUCCAAGAAGUCCAAGUCCAGUAGCACCGCCGCGGCCACGCCGGGGGACGUUGGACAUGCACUUCGUGCCGUGCGCGGACGUUAAGGGCCUCCGCUUCGGCGCGCAGCUCAUCAUGCGGGCACGCACCGUGCGCCGCACUACGCUGCUGGAGCUCCCACACCUCCUCCAUGCCACGCCCUCCCCCACCCCCUCCCCCACUGGCGCCGGUAACGCCACCACGGACGCGCUAUCAUUAGCGCCGACGACGACGGCCUACAUCCCGACCAACUUUGCCAUCCUGUCGCACCAUGCGUGGCACACACUCACCUUGGGCCUGGGCACCAAGAACUCCAAGGCCGCCGUGUUCGUCUUUGAGUCCGCUGACAUGAAGGCCACUGUGGACGCCGCUUGGCUGGGCGUCGUCCCGCUCGGCGACGUCGGCCGCCGCCUCAUCCGCACAGCCCCAGGAAACCCCGAGAUGGCGCGCUUUAAGUUCUGCAAGGGCACAUCCCAUGCACUCACCUCCCAGCUACUAACGAUGAGCUCCCCACAUAGUAGCUCCCCAUCCGCAGCUGCAGGCUCCUACUGCACUGACGCCGACGCCGCACGCAGUGCUGAGUUCGAGCUACCACUGGAACAGGAAAUGAAAGCAUGUCGUCGUUGUACAGGAAGGUAA